GCGGCCCGCAGCCGGCAGCCCUUACGGCAGCCCGAUGGGGUCAGCCCGCCCGGUGGCGGCGCCUCACCUGAAGGGUGACUGAGGGCAGCGCUGAACGCCUCCCGCCCGCCCGAGGCAGCGCCGGAGCGCGGCGGCAGCGGCCCGGCCGGAGCAACAGGCGGAGCGGGUAGGGCCGAGUGCGUUACGCCGCGUCUGGGUGAGUGCGCGCUGCGGGGCCUGGAGGGAGCACCGCCGUGCCGUGCCGCCGGUCUGCCCGGUCCGCCCGCCGCCCUCCUGUCCCCCCGCCGCCGCCCGGCUGCCCGGGCCGUGCCCCUCCCGCUGCCCUCCUCCCCCGCGCGGUCUUGGACCCACGGCCGUCGCACCGCGCUGUUCCCUCCAGCGUUUCCGACUCUGGGAAGAAAAAGCACCUUUUGGAAAGUGGAAACAUCAAAAGACUGCGGUCUCUACCUGUCACUGGCUGAUGCGGCCGACGUCUCACGAGGGAGACAAAAGUGGUCUGCGAGUCUGAAGGACUGGGCCAAAAAAAAGGAUGAAAUCUAAGAAUUGUGAGAAUGAGUGGGGCUGCGUUCCCAUCGCCAGCUGCCGAGAUGGCAGAAAUCAAUCGCCUUCAGUAUGAGAUGGAGUACACCGAAGGAAUCAGUCAGCGCAUGAGGGUCCCAGAGAAACUCAAAGUGGCUCCUCAGAAUGCUGACCUUGAGAAGAGCAUCCCAGAAGGAUUUCCAAAUGCCAGUGUAACUAUGCAGGUUCCAGAGCGGAUUGUAGUGGCAGGUAAUAGUGAAGACAUUCCACUUUCCAGACCUCCAGACCUCGACCUUCUUCAGUCUACUCCAUUCAAACCACUGGCAUUGAAAACUCCUCCCCGUGUUAUUUCUCUCAGUGAUCGACCAUUAGAUUUUUUGGACCUUGAAAAACCUCCACAACAGACCCCUCAAAAUGAAGAGGUUCGUUCAGUGGGAAGGCUGAAGAGAGAACGUUCCAUGAGUGAAAAUGCCACUCGACAGAAUGGCCAGCUGGCCAGAAAUGAUUCCAUGUGGCACAGAUCAGAUACUGUCCCAAGAAAUAAAAUGCCACGGUUCCAGUCACCUCUUUCGACUAAGGAUUGCACUGUGACACCAUCAGUGCAACAGGCUCGUGUCUGUCCUCCCAAUAUGUUGCCUGAAGACGGAACUAAUCUUUACUCUGCUCGUGGCAUUUUAUCGUUUAUCCAGUCUUCCACACGUAGGGCUUACCAGCAGGUCUUGGAUGUGCUGGAUGAAAAUCGCAGCUUGGACAAGGACAGUAGGCCAGUGUUACGUGGUGGGUCAGCUGCUACCACUUCCUCUAACCCUCAUCAUGACAACACCAGGUACGGCCUUUCCAACAUGGAUACCACACUUGAGGGAACACCAGAUGACAUGACUGUUGUAGAUGCUGCUUCCUUAAGGAGACAGAUAAUCAAACUUAAUCGGCGCCUCCAGCUUCUGGAAGAAGAAAACAAAGAGCGUGCUAAAAGGGAAAUGAUCAUGUAUUCAAUUACUGUAGCUUUCUGGCUACUCAAUAGCUGGCUUUGGUUUCGGCGCUAGACACAGCUCUGAAAGAUUUAGUAGAUCAAAAUACCAACAAAAUUUGCAAAACUCUUUGUUUCUGUUUCUGAAUUGUACGCUGUUUUAUAAUUCAUACACUGGAAACUUCCACCACAGAAAAAGGCUAUAGAAUUGCAGUGUUAAAGGGACACCUUGUUGUUCAGUUAUGCUGUAUUUAAUAGAUUUGCAUUGUGAAUACUUGCAGUAUCCUCCUUUGCAUGCUUCAAUGUAAAUACGGAUCAGCUGAUUUUGAAAUGAAGCUUGCUUUGUGCAAUGUAAGGAGAGUGUCUGACAGGAAUAAUCACUGGCUUUUUGUUGUGGUUGGGAGAGAACAAAUCAAAUUGGGUUUGGGAAAAAGUAUCAACACGAAGGAAUAAAAACUAGGUUUUACUGAUCUGUUGUUAGAUGCAAGUGAACAUCGUUGCACUAGUUCUCCUUCAGUCUAACUUGUAUCAGAGGUGUGCCAUAUUUAAGGAGUGUGUCCUGUUUCAUGAGUAUGUUCCUAGUUUAAGGCUGUGUUCAGGCCAGAUAAUAAAAGGUCUUUGCUAACAUGCAGACUGUCCAGAGGUGUGUAAUAUGUUUGUUUCUUUUUAGCUUUAAUUUUGCAGAUGUUUUUUCUAUAAAAUACAUUUCUAAGCGAGUCAAUCUGUGAGUGAUCAAAAGAUGAUGGAGUAUAAGAGACCACUGUAGUGUAUUUAAUAAAACAAAGAAAUAAUUUAAAAA
Molecule: messenger RNA, 2285 nt
Organism: Gallus gallus (chicken)
Lineage: Eukaryota; Metazoa; Chordata; Aves; Galliformes; Phasianidae
Gene: MFF
Product: mitochondrial fission factor
Exons: 11
Coding region: 552-1562 (336 amino acids)
Biological process (GO): positive regulation of mitochondrial fission
Cellular component (GO): mitochondrial outer membrane; peroxisome
Source: RefSeq, a predicted model, not a curated record